Molecule: messenger RNA, 776 nt
Organism: Erigeron canadensis
Lineage: Eukaryota; Viridiplantae; Streptophyta; Magnoliopsida; Asterales; Asteraceae
Product: high mobility group B protein 3-like
Exons: 7
Coding region: 53-502 (149 amino acids)
Source: RefSeq, a predicted model, not a curated record
UCACACUUUUUUCACAAUUCGCAAACACGCACACUCACUCACCAGAUUGAAGAUGAGAGGACCUAAGAACACCGCCACAGUCGCUCAGAAAACGCUAACCAAUCCUACUGCCACUACUCUGAUGACAAAGAAGACGAAGUCUGAUAAGACUACUGCAGCAAAGAAGACAAAGGCUGAUAAGAAUUCUGGUGCUCCGAAACGACCUCAGUCUGCCUUCUUCAUCUUCAUGCAGGAUUUCAGAAAGGAGUAUAUGGAGAAGCAUCCUGACAACAAAACUGUCUCUGUUGUUGCCAAGGAAGGUGGAGCUAAAUGGAAGUGUAUGUCUGAAUCUGAGAAAGCUCCUUAUGUUGCUAAGGCUACCACUAAGAAAGAAGAGUAUGGCAUUGCUGUGAAACAAUUUAAUUUUGAUCUGAAUGAAGCAGCAAAGGAGAAGUCUGCAUCAACAUCAAAAUCAUCAGUGGACACUAAUGAUGACGUGGGUCAGGAGGCUAGCUCUAUUUAGAUUGAUGAGGCUCUUGUGCUAACCUUAGGACAGAAAAAAAGUAAUAUAGCAGCAGAUAUUAUGGUAGAAAUAAAGCAGUUUGGCUAGUAUGAAUAGUGAAUAUCAAGUUUGUUUAUGAGGUCUUAGUAAUUAAUAUUCUAGCUUCUGUUAGUGGAUAUCAAGUUUGUUUAUGAGGUCUAAGUAAUUAGUAUUCUAGCUUCUGUUCUUAGCAUCCAUGGUUUAUGAAUAUUACUAUGUAAGUGAUUAGUAUCGUAGUUUUCGAUCGUGUCUUGUG